AUGGCCUCUCUGACGGAGUUUCUUUCGAAUGUUACUCAGAACCCAGACUCUCUAUCUUCCUGGGAGCCUCUCCGAUCAGGAAGUCUUGAAAAACUAAUGAGCACAAACCAACACUGUGGCUUGAUACGCACCUAUCUUUCCAUCUUCCCUACUGAUCCCGAAAUGGGGGCCAUCUUCAUUGAGACUCUCCUCGCUAAGAAAGAUCCUCUGCUGUAUGCUGAGCUCUGCAAAGUGAUCCAGAUAGCACCCACAGCAAUUGUUUUUGCCCCUCUUAUUCGGCAUUCCUUCUCUAAGAUAAAUGCAACCGAUACAAGUCGGACAGGAAUUCCGCAGGUCAUGUCUCUAGCUGCGCUGGCCGUGCUAUUUGCUCCGUAUGAUCCUCUAGGAAACAUAGCAUGGAAAGUGUUGUGCAACGUGACAUACACUAACAAAGAAAUAGACCUUUCUCUUCUGAUAAUGGAGUUUUUGAGUACCAUCCCCCUGGCUACCAUUGCGCUACCGGACCUCAGGCUUUAUAGCCAGCUAACAAAUUACUGUCGCAUUGCAAAUAUCGACAGCUCUCAACCUGAGGAGGGGUUAAGGCUAUACGCAGAUGACUCUUCCCUUCCCACGAUCGAUGCACAGGGACAGCCCCUAGACUUUAUACCCACUUUGAACCAGCUUACACGUUUUUGUACAAUCGUCAAGAAUUACAGCCUGAUCGUUAAAUUCUUGCUAAAACGUCAUGUAACUAUGUGUAACGCCAUGGGCGUUCCCAGUAAUAUUCAGCAGCUAGCCCAUGGAAGUUCUUUUAGCUCCAAAGCACCGGGUAGAUGGCCGAAUAAUAGCAUCCCAGGCAUGAAUUAUGUUCAUACUACGUCUGAUAAGCAGAAGCAGCUUCUUGCAAAUCUUCUCUGGAACGAGGUGGUUGACUUUGAAAUGAAGGUAUCUGCCCUUUUGGUCAAUCAAGCUAUAAUCAGCGAAUUAGAGGCGGCAAGACGAGUUUUGUUUUGCCUUGAGACAGUGAUUCAGUACCAGCCAUCAGGCAUAACCUACUUUUCUCUUUUAUCCUAUAUCCUAGGAUUGCUCAGAUUAGGACAUGAAUCUUUGGCAUACGAUAACAACGACACAGAAGGGCAAUGUUUCACUGAACUUGUUAACUUAGUUAGCUCAGACCACUGGGACGAGGCAGAGCUAGGAGCAUUGCAAGGGCUUGUUGGAGGCCGACCCGCUAACCUGUGGCACAGACUGCGGAGGCAUCUGGGUGAAGCUGUUUGUGCUCUUAUUCCAAAGGCUCAGCAGGUCAUUUCUCUUAAAUCACAGCAAGGUGAGCCAACACCGUACGGUGUCUUUGACUUCCCUGGUCUGCUUCCUACUCUCUCUACAGAACAAGGCGUAGAUGCAGGCCAUAUGGACCAUGAUUCAGACGACUCAGAUACCUAUGAGCACCAAGAAUCGGCCCAAAAGGACUUUGAUAACGUCUAUAGGCGAUCUGGAUGUUAUGUUAAAAAGCCGACAUGGACUCUAUCUACUCUACAGAGAUGUCAAGGUAUACCAUUGACAGACUCUAUACCAGAGGAGUUUUACUCGCCACACCCAUGUAUGCAGAAUAACACUAUUUCGAAUCUUAUUGUAUUGAUCCUUGACUUUCUGGCCGAGUCAAAUCGAGUCAAGACCCCCCUCUACACUUUCUUACUUAGAUGCUUGUAUGCAUAUGCGUUUACAUCUCUUAAUUUUCUUGCGUGUGGGGCCUAUAUCAAGCACUCUUUGAUAGCUGAACGUGUGGAAAGCAACAGCACUAAAUUUAACACCGCAGCAGUUGUGUUUGGAUGCUGUGACUCUUUGCUUAAUAGCGCGGUUCUGUACCAUUAUUAUAAUGUUAUAAAUACAUCUGGCACGCAAGUUAAGGAUAAAGACGAUGGCACUGGCAAUACCAAUCAGAAAAGUGACACAGACGCCAAGGACAUAGUGUACGAUUGUGUCCCUAUUCGUGCGUUUACUGUCUUUGCCAUUCAUGUUACAGAUCUAGCAAUAAAGUUUUGCACCAUCAAUGGAGUAGCCAAUGACACCAUCCUAACCUUUCUCCGCGCGCUGUUCAACCAAGGAACUUGCUUUAUCCCUUGCACCGAUCACCCACCUGUACUCAAUCUUGACUUCACUCCUCUGCUGUGCGAAUACAUCCAUCAACUAUAUGACUUGAAACAUAUGCAGGAGCUGACCCGCCUGUUCGGGACCGACCGUAAAGGAAGCGGAGACACCAUUGCGAAGACAAGCAAUCACCUGUAUUUACAAUGUCCUCCCCUUACCCUCGGUUCAGUCCAAGGGUUAGCUGCUCUGCUUUCAAAGACACUGAGCUCGCUCACCAGCGAGUCCGCCAGCGGUUUCUCGGCUCGCACAUCAUUGUACAAGCCUGAGAUAUACACCCUCUUCCCGCUGCAAGAGGGCAACAUGCGCCUCAGCGUGGAGGUGUGCGACACCCUAGAUAGUAUCCUCCAGCGGUUUUCUCGUGAACUUCUGUUUGUGCAACGCUCCACAGCGAAUGUCUUCAGAUCCCGGGCAGCCAGAAGCACAGAUAUGCUAGUCAAGCGGAUCUAUGUGGCGUGUGGCUGCUAUCUGUUAAAUGAUUCAGAGGUAGGCUACUACUCCAACUACGUUGAAAAGAACGACGACAUUGCCGUUGCCACCCUAAGACACAGCAUCGCCAUUGCAAACAAAACUCGUGCACGGCAAGCGGCAGCCCUUGGAGACGCAAUUGACUACGGUGGGCUCAACACCCUUUAUCCCCUGGCUAAUCUGGAACUUAAGCCUCUGCAAGAGGGCGCGCAACCCGUCGUCCGCGUUGUCUCAACCAAACGCCCUGCCCGAUCCGAGGGCAGGCACUGA
Giardia duodenalis is the source of this 2862-nucleotide messenger RNA. RefSeq lists its product as uncharacterized. The transcript has a single exon. The record is from RefSeq and is a predicted model, not a curated record. Bases 1 to 2862 code for a protein of 953 amino acids. Lineage: Eukaryota; Fornicata; Diplomonadida; Hexamitidae.